AUGGCGCGAACACAGCCAGCCUCGACCCUGCUCCUUCCCCUCCCCAGGGGCACUGUUCUCCUCCCGGGCGUUGUCCAGCGCAUCCCCGCAUCUGCCAACCGACCCGACAUUCCCGCCCUGUUGUCCAGCGUCUAUAGCCGUGCAGCCUCCAAGACGGCCAACGGCCGCGUCGAUACCGUCCCCGUAGCGUGUGUACCUAUAGCUUCGCCAAACGUCGGCCCUUAUGGACAGCUCUUGAUCAAGGAUGUCGAUCAGCUCGGCGAGGCAGCCGACGCAGCGCAACCUGAUAGCAAGCGGCCCACCAAGGGGGACUUGUUCUCGUGCGGUGUUGCCGCCAAGAUCACAGGCGUCGAGGGCCGCAGCUCUGCUGGUGAAUUCUCCCUCCUGGUCGAGGGUCAGGCGCGUGUGAGGAUAGAGAAGAUCACCCAGGAACGGCUGCACUUCGAGGCGAGGGUAACAUAUCACCACGACGAUAUAAAUGUUACCGAUGCAGUCCUCGAGGACCACUUCCAACACCUCAAGACGUUGUCUCGUGAACUUGUCAACCUUCUCAGGAUCUCUGCCAUCCUCUCACAAGGACGGACAACUGCGAAACUUACACCACUGCUGGCGAGGCGCCUCGAUGUGUUCAUCAGUAAGAAGAAGAUUGGAGAGGCAGGCUCGCUUGCAGACUUCAUGGCCAACAUCGUCGAGUCCUCAUACGAUGAGAAGUUACAGGUGCUGGCCCUCUUCGAUGUCAAGGCUCGACUCGCGAAGGUCAUCGAGUUACUUGAGCGCCAGAUUGGCAACAUAAAGAACAGUGUUAAGAUCACAACCAUCACCACGACGGCAAUCCCGUUCACCAUUGAGUCCGACAACGAGCAGAAAGAAGGAGAAUGGAAGCCUCUCAGGCCAAUGCAGGGUAGGCGGCCUGCUCUGCCCUUCGGCCUGCCAUUCCAACCUGGCCAAGGGGGCAACGGCCCCAUGGGCCAAGGUCCUAACAACGAACAGGAACCCGACGAAAUUGGGGAACUGCAGAAGAAAUUGGAGGCUGCCAAAUUGAGCCCGGAGGCUGCCAAAGUUGCUGAAAAGGAGAUCAAGAGACUCAAGAAGAUGAUGCCAGCGCAGGCCGAAUACGCUGUGACCAGGGGAUAUCUCGAGACCCUUGCCGAGAUUCCCUGGUCAGCAGUCACGGACGACAAGCUGGGCCCGGAGACAUUGAGCAGAGCAAGAAAGCAGCUUGACGAUGACCACUACGGCCUUGAGAAAGUCAAGAAGCGACUCACCGAGUAUCUUGCCGUUCUCCGCCUGAAACAGUCUAUCAACGAGGACGUUGAUGCGCAGAUCAAGAAGGCCGAGGAGGAACUGGUCGCAGCUGACAGCGAACCCAGCACCGAUCCCGCACAAUCGCCUGCCGCGGAGAAGAAGCAAGCAGCUAGCGCCCGGCUCGACAUUCUCAAGAGCAAGCGCAUGAUGGACAAGUCGCCCAUUCUACUCCUCGUCGGGCCUCCAGGAGUUGGAAAGACCAGCUUGGCCAGGUCUGUUGCUACGGCUCUGGGCCGCAAGUUCCAUCGCAUCUCGCUCGGAGGUGUACGAGACGAGGCCGAGAUUCGAGGUCACCGGCGAACCUACGUCGCGGCGAUGCCGGGCCUUAUCAUGCAAGGUCUCCGAAAGGUUGGUGUUGCCAACCCCGUCUUCUUGCUCGAUGAAAUCGACAAGCUGGGGACCUCAAGCUUCCACGGAGACCCGUCUGCUGCUAUGCUGGAGGUACUCGACCCCGAGCAAAAUCACACAUUUGUUGACCACUACGUCGGCAUUCCUUACGACUUGAGCAAGGUUCUAUUCAUUGCUACCGCCAACAGUCUUGACACGAUCCCUGCGCCCCUGCUAGACAGGCUGGAGAUGAUCUAUCUGCCUGGCUACACGACUCUCGAGAAGCGGCACAUUGCCACGCAACACCUUGUCCCCAAGCAGGUCCGAGUCAACGGUCUUGCCGAGGAUCAGGUGGCUUUCGAUCAAGACGUCAUCUCCAAAAUCAUCGAGUCGUAUACCCGCGAGUCUGGCGUCCGCAACCUCGAGCGCGAAAUCGGCUCUGUCUGUCGUGCCAAGGCUGUGGAGUUUGCAGACGCCAAGGACGGUGGCAAGAUCGAGACUUACAAGCCGCAGCUCACUGUUGAAGACAUUGAGCGCAUCCUUGGCAUUGAGAAAUUCGAGGAGGAAAUUGCCGAGAAGUCGAGCCGGCCAGGCAUCGUUACGGGCCUGGUAGCUUACAGCUCCGGCGGUAACGGGAGUAUCCUAUUCAUCGAAGUGGCAGACAUGCCGGGUCACGGAAGCGUGCAGCUCACUGGCAAACUGGGCGAUGUUCUCAAGGAAAGCGUCGAGGUAGCCUUGACCUGGGUCAAGGCUCACGCGUACGACUUGGGCCUGGCUGAGAGCCCUGCCGAGGAUAUCAUGAAGAACCGCAGCAUCCAUGUGCACUGCCCAUCCGGCUCAAUACCCAAGGACGGGCCUAGUAGCGGCAUGGCGCAGGCGAUCGCCCUGAUCUCGCUCUUCUCGGGCAGAGCAGUCCCCCCAACGAUGGCCAUGACGGGCGAGAUCUCACUCCGCGGCCGGGUCACUGCCGUCGGAGGAAUCAAGGAGAAACUAAUCGGAGCGCUCCGGGCAGGCGUCAAGACGGUGCUGCUACCCGCGCAGAACCGUAAGGAUGUCAAGGACCUCCCUCAGGAGGUCAAGGAUGGCUUGGAGAUUGUGCACGUCAGCCACAUGUGGGAAGCGAUCCACCACGUCUGGCCGGACGCGCACUUCCCUGGCGAGCAGCAGUAUGCAGCCCUCGAGAGUCAUCUGUGA
Messenger RNA from Thyridium curvatum, 2826 nucleotides. RefSeq lists its product as uncharacterized. The record is from RefSeq and is a predicted model, not a curated record. The transcript has 4 exons. Gene Ontology annotation, molecular function: ATP-dependent peptidase activity; ATP binding; ATP hydrolysis activity. NCBI's taxonomy places the organism in Eukaryota, Fungi, Ascomycota, Sordariomycetes, Thyridiales, Thyridiaceae. Gene Ontology annotation, biological process: protein quality control for misfolded or incompletely synthesized proteins; protein catabolic process; protein processing. The coding region runs from base 1 to 2826 and encodes 941 amino acids. Gene Ontology annotation, cellular component: peroxisomal matrix.